AUGCCUAGUAAGCAGUCCGGUGGAUACUUGAACGCAUGGUAUUCAUUUAAUUAUGGUUUUGUUCAUGUGGUUUCACUCUCAUGCGAAUCAGAUUUUCCAAAUGCUCCUUCUGGUAAUCUUCUUGACACUAAAACUCAAGUGAAUUGGCUAAAAAAUGAUUUAGCUGCUGUGAAUCGUUCCAUCACUCCGUGGGUCAUUGUUCAAUGUCAUCGACCAUGGAAAGGAUCCAUAGCAAUUGAAGGUCUAUCGGAUGGUAAAUUCAUCAACUGUCCCCAAUGUAAGGCAGCUUUUGAGGCUAUUUUGAUCAAAUACAAAGUGGAUAUCUACUUUGCUGGCCAUAUGCACUGGUAUGAACGCAUUUGUCCAAAUGGUGGAAAGAAGACAGCUGACUAUAUCAAUCCAAAUGGUCCCAUCUAUAUCACUAAUGGUGCUAUUGGCAAUCCCGAAGGCAACGACCAUGUUUUCAAGAGAUCAAGCGACUCUUGUCGUAUUAUUACUGAUCCCGGCUUUGGUGUUCUUACACUUGUGAAUGCUCGUCAAGCCACAUUUAGUUUUUAUCGAACUUCGGAUUUAGUGGAACUUGAUCGAAUCAAUAUCAUCAAAGCUCGUUGA
Messenger RNA from Rotaria sordida, 612 nucleotides. The record is from the annotation of a GenBank genome assembly. Lineage: Eukaryota; Metazoa; Rotifera; Eurotatoria; Philodinida; Philodinidae.